UGCCGAGCCCAGCGACAUCCCAGGACAUCAGGUUCCCAGGAAGCAGCGGAGGCAGUGUGGCAAUGAAGACCCUGAGGGGCAGCGUCCCGGCGCUGCUGCCGCUGCUGCUCCUGAACCUGCUUCAUGUCUCCCAGGCCCAGGUCUUCUGCAUGCCUGGCAUCCCGGGUAUCCCAGGGAUACCGGGCCCUGAUGGCAUACCUGGGACCCCGGGGAUCAAGGGAGAGAAAGGCAUCAGUCCCCAUCACUGUCAAGCACGUCCCAGACUUGGAAAGCCGGGCUGGAAGGAGACUCAGAGGACAUCCUAUCCUCUUGUUCACAUGGGCACUGGGGCCUGGAGCAAAGCAGGGACCAGUCCAAGGGUUGCCAGGGCAAGUAAGAGACCACAAUGAGGUUGGAGAGAAGGGAGAUCCAGGGAUUCCUGGGAUUCCAGGAAAAGUCGGCCCCAAGGGCCCCAUCGGCCCCAAAGGUACCCCAGGGCCUCCUGGAGCCCGUGGCCCCAAGGGCGAGUCCGGAGACUACAAGGCCACACAGAAAAUCGCCUUCUCCGCCAAGCGUACCAUCAACACCCACCUGCGGCCAGACCAGGCCAUCCGCUUUGAUCAGGUGAUCACCAACGCCAAUGAGAACUACGAGUCUCGAAGUGGCAAGUUCACGUGCAAGGUGCCCGGCCUUUACUACUUCACCUAUCAUGCCAGCUCUCGAGGGAACCUGUGCGUGAACCUCAUGCGUGGCCGAGAGCAGGUGCGGAAGGUGGUCACCUUCUGCGACCAGGUCCAGAACACCUUCCAGGUCACCACGGGCAGCAUUGUGCUCAAGCUAGAGGUGGAGGAGACCGUCUUCCUGCAGGCCACCGAGAAGAGCUCCCUGCUGGGCAUCGACGGCGCCAACACCAUCUUCUCUGGGUUCCUGCUCUUCCCAGAUGCAGAGGCAUGACCUGUGGGGCUGAUUCACUCCCUCCCCCACCAGCCAUGCUCACUUUACCCCCAACAGCACUCCCCUCCCCCAGGCAAAGCACACAGUAGGGCUCCAUGGAUAUUGCUGAAUGAACAAGUAAAUAAACUUUUCAAGGCCAAGA
Sus scrofa (pig) is the source of this 1075-nucleotide messenger RNA. The record is from RefSeq and is a predicted model, not a curated record. NCBI's taxonomy places the organism in Eukaryota, Metazoa, Chordata, Mammalia, Artiodactyla, Suidae.